Messenger RNA from Bradysia coprophila, 1665 nucleotides. RefSeq lists its product as uncharacterized. The record is from RefSeq and is a predicted model, not a curated record. NCBI's taxonomy places the organism in Eukaryota, Metazoa, Arthropoda, Insecta, Diptera, Sciaridae.
AAAAUUCGACGAAUUAGACUACCACCCAAUUAUGUGUUGAUAUCGUUGGAUGUAGUCUCCUUAUUCACGAAGAUUCCGAAAGAUUUGGUUGUAUCAGCCGUUAACAAGAGAUGGACAAAAAUCAAGAAAUUCACCAAUCUACCAAAAGAUGAAUUCAUCGUUGGAUUAACAAUGGUACUUGAUGAAUGCUGCUUUCAAUUUGAUGGGAAAUUCUAUCGUCAAGUGUUUGGUUCUCCAAUGGGAUCACCUGCCAGCCCAGUUUUCGCAGAUUUAGUCAUGGAGAUUUUAGAAGAUGAUGUUAUUCGAAAGCUGAAAUUCAAAUUACCUUUCUACUGGCGGUUUGUUGAUGACAUCAUAACAGCUGUUCCGGCAGACAAAGUUAAUGAGACUAAAGCUGAAUUUAACAGAUAUAAUGAACACAUCCAAUUCACCGUUGAAGAAGAACAGGAUUGUAGAAUAUCCUUCUUAGAAGUGUUAUGCAUACGUGAUGGCCGCAGCAUUAAAACUGAUUGGUAUCAUAAAGACACAUGGUCUGGCCGGUAUCUUAAUUUCAAGUCGCACUUACCUUCGUCCUACAAACGCAACACCGUUACACUUUUGACGCAAAAGAUUUUCCUCCUUUCCGAACCUGAAUUUCACAACAAAAAUUUGGAUUUGUUAAGAGAAAUCCUCAGAAAAAAUCUUUACCCAAUUGGAUUAGUUGAGAGUUUAAUGAAAGUGACCAAAGAAAAGUUUGACAAGAAUGAAAAAGCGCUACCGAAAGAAAAACUUCCUAUAGUUGCAGUACCUUAUGUUAAAGGGUUGUUUGAAAAGCUGAAGAACAUAUGCAAGAAUGACGUUAUGCUGAUUGGUAAAGGAGACAACACCCUAAAGAAGUCAGUUUUCAGUAAAUUGAAAGAUCCGACACCGAAGAUGAAACAGUCACAUGUUGUCUAUUCGAUUCCAUGUAGUUGUGGAUGUAAAUAUGUUGGCCAGACUUUACAGUAUUUGAAGUCUAGAACUGGUCAGCAUAAAUAUAACAUAGGCAUCAGUAACAAUGAACAUAGCGCAUUAUGUGAUCAUGCAAUUUCUACUGGUCACACGCCGCUAUGGGAAGAUGUUAAAAUUGUCUAUCGAGAAAGUAAUCAAAAGAAGAGAGACAUUCUAGAAAUGAUUGCGAUAAAAAAGACACCGAAUUGUCUCAACAAACAGACUGAUUGCAUAUUCUUGCCGUCGUCGUACAGUAACAUUAUCUGAAAUUCUGGUGAAAUUUGCACUGUGUGCUGUUGCUUUGUUACACGAAUUUGUGUGUUUUUUACGAUUAGUUAGAUACACUCAGUCUAGUUGAAUGUCUGUUGUUACAGACUUCUUUCAUUGAUUAAUUUAAAGAUUUUUGAUGUUUGUGACUACCAAUGUUUAAGUUUUUAGUAAGUUGACCGGUAUUAGUUUGCUAAGUUGUUAUUCUAAUGUGAAAUUAUGUAUUUUAGUUUAGCAUUGGAGUCGCAUAUGACGAAGCACACUUUUUAAUGCGUGUCUAAACUUAUUAUAUAAACAUUCGUGCCACUGAUGAUGGCAUCUAUUUGAUGUCGAAAUUAAUUUGGCAAAAAUAAAUUGAUUUUGGAACAAAUUGAGCGAUACCGAUUUUCUCUACAAAUAUUUAAAAUACGCUCAUCGAUUUGCAAUUAU